This is a messenger RNA of Cotesia glomerata, 2728 nucleotides long. RefSeq names its product dopamine receptor 1-like (gene Dop1). Gene Ontology annotation, cellular component: membrane. The coding region runs from base 60 to 1313 and encodes 417 amino acids. The record is from RefSeq and is a predicted model, not a curated record. NCBI's taxonomy places the organism in Eukaryota, Metazoa, Arthropoda, Insecta, Hymenoptera, Braconidae. The transcript is spliced from 6 exons. Gene Ontology annotation, molecular function: G protein-coupled receptor activity. Gene Ontology annotation, biological process: adenylate cyclase-activating adrenergic receptor signaling pathway.
UGCUCGGGGUGCGGAGCGGUCAGUCAGUGCGCGGCGAGGCGCGCCAGCUGCCGCACGUCAUGAUUCUGGCCCAGAGCAACCUGACAGAAGAUGAAGAAGAGGAAUUACCUGAAGACGCGUUAUCUCUACUCUCUGUGUUAUUCGUCGGUUUUCUGCUGUUCGUCUUGAUAUUUCUCUCAGUAGCAGGGAACGUAUUGGUAUGCGUUGCAAUAUACACCGACAGAGGGCUGCGAAGAAUAGGAAAUUUAUUUCUGGCCUCAUUAGCGAUCGCGGACCUGUUUGUCGGCUGCCUGGUGAUGACAUUCGCGGGAGUUAACGAUCUCCUGGGUUACUGGAUGUUCGGGCCGAGCUUUUGCGAUACUUGGAUCGCGUUCGACGUGAUGUGCAGCACUGCAUCGAUACUGAACCUGUGUGCGAUUUCGCUGGAUCGGUAUAUCCAUAUCAAGGACCCCUUGAGGUACGGCCGGUGGGUGACUAGACGAGUCGCGGUCGGGAGCAUUGCUGUUGUCUGGCUUCUCGCUAGCACUGUAUCUUUCGUUCCUAUCAGUCUCGGGCUUCACAAAAGCCAGGAUUCCAAAAAUUCAUCUCCUACCUACAACGAUGGUCUCCAAGAAUAUCCAACCUGUGCGCUAGACUUAUCGCCCACGUACGCGGUGCUUUCGUCCUGCAUAUCAUUUUACGUGCCAUGUGUGGUGAUGGUCAGCAUAUAUUGUCGGCUGUACUGUUACGCUCAGAAACAUGUUAAAAGUAUACGGGCGGUAACGAAGCUGCCUCAACCAUCAUUAGGAAAAAGUUUUCGUGCUAAAAGCACAAGAAAUAAAUUGCAACACCAGGAACCGGCUAAAAAUAAGCCUCCAGCUAAAACGAAGCCCACCUCACCUUAUCACGUUUCCGAUCACAAGGCCGCCAUCACUGUCGGUGUUAUUAUGGGAGUUUUUUUGAUAUGCUGGGUACCCUUUUUUUGUGUCAAUAUCGUCGCAUCAUUUUGCAAAACUUGUAUACCAGAUCGAGCGUUUCAGGUAUUAACCUGGCUCGGAUACAGUAACUCGGCCUUUAACCCGAUAAUCUAUAGCAUCUUCAACACCGAAUUCCGCGAGGCAUUCAAGCGCAUCCUGACAAAAGGAGCCCGUGCAAGAGGUAACCAGCCAUCGACUAGCGAGUGCGGAGAAUUCCGUUCAGUCAUUGUACAAAAAAGAAAUGGGUCUAUCGUUGAGUGUAAUAUAAGUCAUAGAUCUAGCGCUGACAGUUGUCAGGGCGGUCAAUUAAGUAGAUUACAGAAUCACCAUCGUGAUACCAUUGUUAGCUCUAUUUAAAUUUUAAUAUACUAUUAAUAACAAUAGCUAAUAUUGAUAAUCAAUAAUAAAAAUAAUAAAUUAUUAUCAUUAUAUUUAAGCUCAUAAAGCUCCAUAAUUUAAGUUUCAAAAUUACCAAUCCAUCUAUUUAUUAAUUAAUUAAUUAAUGACCAUGUCAACGACAAUCAAUUCGUAAAUAACAUAUCCGCACACAUCUUAACAAAAAUAUUAUGUAAUUUAAUAAUUAUAAUAAUAAUCAAGUAUUCAUCCGUUUUAAUAUACAUUCUAUUAGACAGUUAGCGACAAAUAAACAAAAAAAUUUUUUUUCUUGCAUGGAAAAAUGUAUAUUUGAAAAAAAAAAUGAUUAAUCGAGAUUUAGUUACUAGGAAAAUUUUUUUGAGGAAAAUAAAGAAGUGGAGUGAAUUUCUGGCAAAAAGUAAAUGAGCCCACACACGUUCUUUUUUGAGAUGGGUCGAAGUUAAUUAAGUUAUUUAUCAAUUAAUCAGAGGGUUAUCAUGAAAAGGAAAAAAAGUUAGAAAUACGGAUGCAAGUAGUCGUGAUAACGUUAUCGAUAUUGAUAAUGAUAUUAGUGAUGACAAUUUUGAUGGUGAUAUUCAUGAUAACGAUAUAAAUAUUGUUGAUGAUAUUGAUAUUGAAAUCAAUGAAAAUAAUAAUGAUAUUCAUGAUGACGAAAUUACUUACUAUUGAUGUUCAUGAUAUUGUCAAUGAUAUUCAGGUUCAUACUUAAGAUAUUGAUAUUCAUAAUAAUGAUAUUCACAGUCAAUCAUUUUCAUGAUAACGAUAUUGAUAUUCACGAUAGUGAUAUUGAUAUUUAUGAUAGUGACAUUGAUAUUGAUAUUCAUGCUAUUGUCAAUGAUAUUCAUACUUAAGAUAUUAAUAUUCAUGACAAUGAUACUCAAAGUCAAUCAUUUUCAAGAUAUUGAUAUUCAUGAUAGUUAUAUUGAUAUUGAUAUUAAUGAUAAUGAUAUUGAUAUCGAUAUUCAUGAUAGUGUUAUUGAUAUUGAUAUUCAUUAUAAUGAUAUUCACAGUCAAUCAUUUUCAUGAUAACGAUCUUGAUAUUGAAAUUCAUGAUAGUGAUAUUUAUAUUGAUAUUCACAGUCAAUCAUUUUCAUGAUAACGAUAUUGAUAUUCACGAUAGUUAUAUUGAUAUUUAUGAUAGUGACAUUGAUAUUGAUAUUCAUGCUAUUGUCAAUGAUAUUCAUACUUAAGAUAUUAAUAUUCAUGACAAUGAUACUCAAAGUCAAUCAUUUUCAAGAAAUCGAUAUUCAUGAUAGUGAUAUUGAUAUUGAUAUUCACAGUCAAUCAUUUUCAUGAUAAUGAUAUUGAUAUCCAUGAUAGUGAUAUUGAUAUUAAUAUUCACGAUAGUGAAAUUAAUAUUGAUACUCAUGAUAGUGAUAUUGAUAUUGAUAUUCAUG